AUGCUUUAUUAUAAGCUAAUAUUUAUUUUGCUUCUACUACAAUUAUUAAUUCCCAUUGUUUUUGCUUCUAUCGACAAUGAUUGUUCCUGUCCUAAAGAAAAAAUUUUUGAAAGUAAUGUGAAGGAGGGUGUGAUCAAAAGCCCUGGAUACCCCAACGAAUACUGUGGCUCACUUGAUUGUAAGUGGAACAUUCAGCCAGCAUAUAAUACCUUUAUUUAUGCUGAAUUGAAAUUAUUUGAGACAGAGGAAAGAGUUGGCACUUUGGAUGUUUACCAAACAAGAUGGAAUGGUUCAGAGUUAAUGAAAGUUAAGCAGGCUAGCCUCAGCGGAAAAAAUGCGCCCAUGGAAUAUCUUCGUUUUUCCUCCUCAAUUAACGGCGGACUUUUAUUCCAAUUCAUUACAGACAAGCGAGUGAAUUACCGCGGAUUUGAAAUUCAUUUUUCUCGAAAAUCCGAAAAUAAGUUCUUUUGUUGA
Messenger RNA from Meloidogyne enterolobii, 474 nucleotides. The record is from the annotation of a GenBank genome assembly. Lineage: Eukaryota; Metazoa; Nematoda; Chromadorea; Rhabditida; Meloidogynidae.